AACAAGAAGAAGAAAGGACGAUCUCCAUUAAUAACACUGCCUCAUUCCUCAACAACAAACUCACCUGUGUCACUGUGUGUCUGUGUGGGUGUCGUCAUCUUCGUCGAUUUUCUCUCUCCUCUUUCUCACUCUCUCUCUAAUUACAAGACUCCACGUUUUCCCAAAUUAUUCACUCUCACGACUUGUGUCGCCAAUUACUUCAGAUCCUCCCAAAUUUAAAUUUGUUUGUGUUUUUCAAAACCCCAUCACCAUCAACUCUACUCGGACUCCACUUCACUCUCUCUCUCUCCCUCAUUUCUGCUUCUGAUUGCAUUCUUCAAGCUUUCUCAGGAGGAUUUCUACUGCAAGUGAACAUCUAGGAUAUCACAAUGUUCAAACAAUCUCCUAGUAGGAAUAAUAGACCGAAAGGAAUUAAAGUGAAGCACAUUUUGCAAAUCUGUGUCUUGUUGGCUGUCUGCAUUUGGUUACUUUACCAAGUCAAGCAUUCUCAUGAGAAAAGGAAGGAAUUUGAGGCAAAGGAUGAGAAGGUUGUGGUGAAGGUUCAAAGUGAUAGUGAGAUCCAAAGAUUUGGGAGAAAAGAUAUUCCUAGAAUCACGGAGAUAGAUACAGACGGUGAAAAACAUGAAGAAGAUGAAGAUGAAAAAGAAAGCGAAGAGGAAGAUAACAAACACGAGGAGGAUGAGCCGGAAAGAGAGGAUGUCAGAAUUAUAGAGAGAGAAGAGGAAAGAGGAGGUGGAGAUGAUGAGAUAGAUGAACAUGAACCAGAAAAGACCGAGACUGAGUCUGAGUCUGACCAUGAAGAUGAAGCUGUAGAUGAAGAUAAAGAAAGAGGAGAAAAAGAGGGUGUCACUGAAGAAAGCCAUACUGAAAAUGAGGAUGUUCAUGAAGGACUUCCUGAAAAGGAAGAGAAUGAGGAGGAUACUGGGAAGGAAGAAGGUCACACCGAGUCUGAAGAAAAUGAUGAUGUUGAUAACGAAGAACACAGUGAACGAGAUGUCGCAUCAGAUGACCGGGAUCAUGAUGUAGGGAGAACAAACACUCGUGAGGCCCAAGAGGAGCUUUACAGGGCAGAUGAUGCUUCCAGUGAAGUUACUCAUGAUGUUCAAUCUAUUAUUCCAGAAACUAAGAACUUGACUUCAGGUCAUGGAAAUGAAAUGUGGGGAAAGGUCAACUUUGGGCAGGAUCAUGAAAACAAAACCUCUGAUGAUGCUGAAGAGUUAAACAAACCCGAGGUACAAUCAAGAGAUGGGGCAUCUAAUGCAACAAUUACUGAAUCAAACAACUACGAGGUCAACACGACAAAACCUGAUGAUAACUCACUUCAGAACUCAACAUUGCCUGAAAUCACUAGUAAUUUAACUGGUGUUGGUAGUGAAAAUUCUGCUACUUUGCUUUCUAAUGAAACACAGACGGUUCUUGAUUCCCAUUUAUCCCAAAAUGGCACAGUUAAAGUGCCUGGGGAUGAAGAACCAAACUUGCCAGGCAAUGUAUUGGAACAGGCUACAGAUGACAAGAGCCAGCAGGAAGCUUCAGCAGAUGCCAAUAAAGAUUUGAAUGUAAAUACCAAUAUUGGAGAAUCCUUAAUCUCGCAAAAUUCAACAUUAGCUUCAUCAACUUCUACUACAAAUGAUAAAGAUGCCAAAGAAGCUGCAAAAGAUAGCUCUGUAGGUAAUGAGAAUCAGGGAGAUAAAUCACAGAGCAGUGAAGAAACUGGCUUGAAAGAAAGUUCUGACGAGGGAACAGAUGGUAUUCAACAUGACCCUAUCGAUGCUUCUGAUACAACGACCCCUAUACUGGAAGAAAGAGAGUCUAGGACGGAUAUGGACACGAUGCCUGAAAUCAGAAGUGAGGUUCAGAACACAGAGGAAGCUGUGGCUGAGUGAUGCAGAUGAUUUUUCAAUUCAAACAGGAAGAUAAUUAUGGGACGGAGGGAGUAUAAUAAUGGAGCACACACCCGAAAAUCUGAAAACUGCUCGAUCUGUACACGUGGUCCUCUUUUUGAUGCUCUGUAAAUUUAUAAAACUCCAAUAAUAAUUCACAUGUUCAGCAAUCCAGAUUUAGCCUUGGAUGCCAUUUUUGGAACUCAUACCUCUGCCAAGCAACCUGGAUUUCUGCUGGAACUUUUAAUGUAUUAUUUUGCUGGUUUAACAAAACUAUGUUCUCUAUCAUAGUUUUCUGAUUUCUUUCCAUUUUCUGGUUUUUUAUAUUUGUUUUUUUAUUUUACCAUGUUUUAUUCAACUCUUUAGAUGGAUUCAACUCUAGUCAAUUCCUUAUGGAUCAUAUUAGACGUUGAAUGAUUUGACUCGGAAAAUUAGUUUGGAUUUUAUUCAGAUAUAUUUUCUCAA
Messenger RNA from Spinacia oleracea (spinach), 2345 nucleotides. RefSeq lists its product as uncharacterized. NCBI's taxonomy places the organism in Eukaryota, Viridiplantae, Streptophyta, Magnoliopsida, Caryophyllales, Amaranthaceae. The record is from RefSeq and is a predicted model, not a curated record. The coding region runs from base 369 to 1883 and encodes 504 amino acids. The transcript has 3 exons.